Molecule: messenger RNA, 1009 nt
Organism: Exaiptasia diaphana
Lineage: Eukaryota; Metazoa; Cnidaria; Anthozoa; Actiniaria; Aiptasiidae
Product: potassium channel subfamily K member 15
Exons: 3
Coding region: 42-980 (312 amino acids)
Biological process (GO): potassium ion transmembrane transport; stabilization of membrane potential
Cellular component (GO): membrane
Molecular function (GO): potassium ion leak channel activity
Source: RefSeq, a predicted model, not a curated record
ACAAGGUAUAUUUAUGUAUAUAGUUCUUAUAAAGAACAGCAAUGACACUUCUUAAGAAAUGUCUCUUAAGGCUAUUAGUAUUCUUUGCUUAUGGCUUAAUCGGAAGCUGGCUUUUCACGCUAAUAGAACGAAGAAAUGAAACGAACGCUACAACCGCUAACAGAGCGCUCGAAAGAUUAAAAAAAUCAAUAGGAGAAAAAUACAACUUAACAAACAUAACUGAGCAGGAUUUCAACGAGUUUGUCGARGCUGCUUAUAACGCGAUCCGAAUACGAAAGCAAAAAGAUUGGACGUUCAMGAAUGGUUUAGGAUUCACGUUUCCUGCACUUACAACUAUUGGUUUUGGUGAGAUAACACCGAAGACAGCUCUUGGCCAAGGUUUUACCAUUCCCUACUGUUUGGUCGGUCUUCCACUAACAAUGCUGGCUCUAAAGACUUCAGGAGAAGUUAUUCUUCUGGCUUUGCGAACGACAACGACAAACUUCGAGAAGAAUGUUCUCGGACGUCGAAAUCCCAAAAUAGGUUUUAUGGAAAUGUUCUGGAUAUUGAUCUUUCUGCAAAGUCUUUUAAUUUGCAUGUUUGCCGUUAUAGAGAUUUACGCAUUCAAUUGGACUUUCCUSGAAGGAGUKUACUGYUGGUUUAUUACGUUCACGACUAUCGGUUUCGGAGAUUACGUCCCUUUUACAAACCAAUUGGGAGAGACAAUGAAACCUGAGUGGCUUAUUCCUUUAAUAGGAUUCAUCGUGACAAUUCCAUCCAUCGCUGGUCUCUGUCUGAUUAGUUCAUUGCUAAAUCUGCUUGUUGAAAGCUCAGAGAAGAUAAAGAUGCGACGUCGMACGCUGCGCACUUGUUCCGCAUGUAMAGAGAAUACUAAUAAYGACAGUGAUGAUACAAGUACUGACCACAAUGGCCUUGCGGAAGAGAAAAGUAUUUCGACCCUCAAAGAUUGUAAUAUCGUAACAUCUGUCACAUCACUUUGAGUUUGGACAAUUGAAAUAAUGAAGCUGUG